UCUCGCUCUGUCCGCACCAAAAAAAGUUCUCAUUUUUUCCUCUUCUGCUCUGCUCGCUCUCUCCCCUGUUCUCUCUGUGUCUUUUGGUUUGGAUUGAAACUGCACAAUCCCACUGGUUCUGAAACACGCACUCCCGCACAGACGGCACGGCCACAGCACCGCACACGUCCAUCAUGCUCCGUCUUCCUCCAUCGUCUUCUCCAGUCCAACCCACCUAAGAACACAACCCCAGAAACACACACGCGCACGCACACUGUCUCUCUCUCUCUCUCUGUCCGGGUUUUGGUUUUUCUUGUUUCUAAAUAUAAAUGGGUUCUGCGACGUCGUCGAUGGCGGCCAAGUUCGCCUUCUUCCCGCCGACCCCGCCGUCGUACGGACUCCGCGCGGACGAGUCGACGGGGCAGCUGAGGAUGAGCGACGCGGGCCAGAGGGACGACGUGGAGGUGAUGAAGCUGCGGACCAGGAGAGGGAACGAGAUCGUCGCCAUGUACGUGACGAACCCGUCGGCCUCCAUGACCCUCCUCUACUCCCACGGGAACGCGGCCGAUAUCGGCCAGAUGUACCACAUCUUCGUCGAGCUCAGCCGCCAUCUGGGCGUCAAUCUCCUCGGGUAUGACUAUUCAGGGUAUGGACAAUCUUCGGGAAAGCCAAGCGAGCAGGACACAUAUGCUGACAUAGAGGCGGCUUACAAGUGCCUUCAAGAGACGUACGGGGCGAAGGAGGAGGACGUGAUAUUGUAUGGUCAGUCGGUUGGAAGUGGACCUACUCUAGAGCUUGCAAUACGGUUGCCUUGUUUGAGGGCUGUAAUUCUACACAGUCCAAUCUUGUCCGGUCUUCGAGUCAUGUAUCCCGUGAAGAGAACAUUCUGGUUUGACAUAUAUAAGAAUAUUGACAAAAUUCCUCUGGUUAACUGCCCGGUUCUGGUCAUUCAUGGAACUGAAGAUGAUGUGGUAGAUUGCUCCCACGGCAAGCAGUUGUGGGAGCAGUGCAGAGAAAAGUAUGAACCAUUAUGGCUCAAAGGAGGGAACCACUGUAAUUUGGAGCUCUUCCCCGAGUACUUGAGGCAUCUCAGGAAGUUCAUAUCCGCCAUCGAGAAACUACCUCGUGUUCGCGAUGUAUCUGAACAAAGUACAGAUAAUUCUGAACUUCCUCUGAUUGCCACUGAAGCGAGUAGAGAUAAGUCCAGGCUAAGCACAGAUCAUAAGGAGAAAUCAAGGCUGAGCACUGGGCAGCAGGAUAAGGCAAGGCUAAGUACGGACAGCAGAGACAAGUCAAGAUCCAGCACUGACAAGAGAGAAAAAUCAAGAAAGAGUGUGGAUCGGCUCAUGAAAUCCAGAAACAGCACAGAUCAGCCGGAGAAAGCUAGGAACAGCUUUGACCGAUUGGGAGAUAUGGUGAGGUCGGUCGGGUUGUGCAAUGUCGAUUGCUUGAAGCCAACAGCUUUAGAGGCCUGAGCCUGAGGAAAGUGCCAAUGCUUGUGACAACUUGUGUACAGAUACUCCCUUUUGCCGAUCGAGUUUAUUUACCUGGUUCCAUUUGAUAUUCAGAUAUCUUCACGGUGCUUCGGUGCAAACGAAUAAAGAGUGGAAGGAUUAGAUGAUUAUGCACUUUGCUGUUGCUAUGGUGAUUGCAAUUUCAUUUAAAGAAUGGGAUCCAGAGAUCGGGUGAUCUCUAGAUUCUCUAGUCAUUUAAGUACUUGUUUAUACACGUACUCAGCAUCUUUGUUUAUACACCUACUUGGCAUCUUUUACUGUUUUCCAA
Messenger RNA from Syzygium oleosum, 1761 nucleotides. RefSeq lists its product as uncharacterized. Lineage: Eukaryota; Viridiplantae; Streptophyta; Magnoliopsida; Myrtales; Myrtaceae. The transcript is spliced from 6 exons. The coding region runs from base 309 to 1454 and encodes 381 amino acids. The record is from RefSeq and is a predicted model, not a curated record.